AGUCACGGUGAGGAGAGCAGACAGGUAGGCGGGCUGCGGGUCAGCUGCCGCGGGUCCAGCGAGUUCCAGUCUGCCUGCGUACCCCCCCGCGCUAAGGGAGCGAAGCCACCAUGUUCGGCUCGUCGCGGAGCAGCUUCGAGGAAGACCCCUUCUUCUCAGACUCCUUUUCUUCCCACAAUGAAAAUAUGCGUCAAAUGAUGAAAAGUUUGGCUCAGCCUUUUGGACAACUUCUCAGUAUCGCCGGUGGGAGAGGCCGUCGUGAGGAGGAUGAGGAUGAUGAUAAAGUUUCUUGUUCUGCGAGGAGCCAUGCCCUUGCUCCUUUUGGCAGCUUUGGUGGUCCUUCCCUUGUGCCUUUUGGCAGCUUUGGUGCAAUGAGUACAGAUGUCAGUCCUUUUCAGGCAAUGGACAGAAUGAUGUCAAAUAUGCGACACAAUAUGCAGGAUUUACACAGACGUUUUAGUGAUAUGUCAGUCGACCCAGAAGGGCACUCCUACUGUUCUUCUUCCAUUAUGACCUUCUCCAAAGUUGGUAAUGAGCCUCCAAAGGUUUUCCAAGCUUCUUCUCAGACACGAAGAGCUCCUGGAGGGAUUAAGGAAACUCGGAAAUCAUUGAAAGAUUCUGACAGUGGAAUAGAGAAGAUGGCUGUGGGUCAUCACAUUUAUGACCGUGCUCAUGUUGUAAAUAGGCUAAAAAACAACAAAACUGGUGACCAGGAAUUAAACCAAGAAUUCAUCAAUAUGCGUGAAUCCGAUGCCCGCGACUUCAACGAUGAAUGGCAGAACCAGAUUCUGAAGUUCAUUCAGGCAGGAAAGAGAAACUUGGAAAGUUCCAGAUUGAGAAAUGGUCACUCUGACAGUUCAGUAAACUAUGAAGAUAUUUCUGAAAGGCUGUAGGAGUUGGGAGGAAUGCUGCAGAAGGUGGAAGGCUCCCCAGAACCAUCGUUGGACCGAGCAGAAGGCUACGAAGUAAAGAGGAGCCUUGGUUGGCAGAGCGUCUCCCGUGCUAGCACAUUUUGAAACAAUUCUUUAAGGACUUAGUUUUCUUCCUAGUGAUAAAGGCAGGCUUGUCACCAGGUGGCUGGCCUGUCACCAGGAGGCUGGCCCCUAGGUGACAGAGAGCCCUUUUUUUGGCCACAGCAAUUCAUGAAGAUUCUCCUAAGUUGGGGUGGGUGGAGGUUAAGGUUAGUGGAGAAAGCUCCGCACCGGAAAGUCACCAGUCUUUUAAAAUAGGGACGUUUCCAGUGGAAAGACUUGAACGUAUACACCGUGUUGCUAAGUAGGACAGUAGUGUCCCUGGCCUGCUUUGAAAAUCUCAUUGACUGAGACUUGGCAAUGUAGACUUUUCAUGGGAGGUUCUGGAACACUAGCAGAAGGUGUUGACUUUGGAUGAAGAGUAAAGCUGACAUCCUAACAGUAGCCCUUUCCAAGACAAAGAGCAGGGACUGAAAGGUGCUUAGAGCAUAUGGCUGGUAAGGUGUCAGUAUAUUCUUUUAAAACAGCAGCUGCUUCUUUUUUAUUUAAUGUGGAGUGAAAUAAAAUCAGGUCAGAAUCUUUGAAGCUGAAUUAGGGCUGUUCAGAGAUAAAGAAUGAAGUCAUAGUGGAUUCUGUGCCGCUGCUGUUGAUUUACUAAGUGUGGCACCAUUUCAGGGAUAUGUUAACAUGUCUGUUUCUCUGUGUAUAUCUGUAUUACCCAGGGAGAGACCUCACCAAAGAUCAUCCAUUGAAAGCCGGAGAAGACCCAGAGCUUUGGAGGAAAAUCUCCACUUAAAGGGAUCAUCUGUCAAAUCCAGCAAAAAAUAAAUUUCCGUGCAUUUGACUUGAGUUUGUAUUUUGUUCUGAACAAAGGGGACGGUGCUGUAUGGUGCAAGACCGGUCUUGUUUCGCUUCAUUAUUCGCCUUGCUUUAUUACCUCCACUGGGGUUUGAGGACUCUUCCUCCAUUGUAACUGCUUAAGGAUAAGUGCCUGGUUUUCAGCAUUGAGGGAAACCAUUAACACGAAAAGCUCUUUUCAGUCUGUCAGCACAAAAGUGUGCCUCACUUUAAAAACUUAAAGAUAUUCAAAUGUUAACUUUGCUUUUCUCAUUUUCCUGUGGCCUUGUUGUUCCUACUUUUAAGCAGGUUUGGCUCAUAUGUCUAGCUUUAUGAUCUACAAAUAAAAUUUAUAUGAAAGUAA
Trichosurus vulpecula (common brushtail) is the source of this 2172-nucleotide messenger RNA. RefSeq names its product myeloid leukemia factor 1 (gene MLF1). Gene Ontology annotation, cellular component: cytoplasm; nucleus. NCBI's taxonomy places the organism in Eukaryota, Metazoa, Chordata, Mammalia, Diprotodontia, Phalangeridae. The record is from RefSeq and is a predicted model, not a curated record. Gene Ontology annotation, biological process: regulation of DNA-templated transcription. The transcript has 8 exons. The coding region runs from base 111 to 893 and encodes 260 amino acids.